Messenger RNA from Parnassius mnemosyne (clouded apollo), 1209 nucleotides. Lineage: Eukaryota; Metazoa; Arthropoda; Insecta; Lepidoptera; Papilionidae. The record is from the annotation of a GenBank genome assembly.
AUGGAAAAUCAUAUUAGACUUUUUAGUGACAUUGCGGGUGAAAUUUAUGAUGAUGAGAACUUUAUGUCAAACACAUCUUCUGAUCAGAUUGAUGUUGAAUCUGUGGUUUUAAAAAUAUAUAAACAAUUUGAAUCUAAGGCAUCAAUUGAUCCUUAUCUGCCCAAGCUUAACAGAAAUUUACAUGGCAAAUUAUUAAAAAGUUGGCUGUUAAAUUUGCCUAAAAGUUACAGAUGCUUGGAAGCAAGUAGACCAUGGCUAGUAUACUGGAUUUUACAUGCUUUAUGGAUAUUAAGUGAUUUACCUGAUGCAAAGGUAUUAUCUAAUGUAAUCCAAUUUCUCUCUCACUGCCAGCAUGAAGAUGGUGGAUAUGGAGGUGGACCUAGCCAGUUUGCUCAUUUGGGUACAACCUAUGCAGCUAUUAAUGCUCUUUGUAUUAUUGGCACAGACGAAGCUUAUGCAUCAAUCAAUAGAAAUUCCUUACUAAAGUUCUUAUGGGCAGUUCGUGAUAUUGAUGGCUCCUUUGCACUCCACAAAGGUGGUGAACGGGACAUAAGGGGAGCUUAUUGUGCUAUUAGUGUAGCAAAACUGACCAACAUAUAUUCAGACACUUUGUUCGAUAAAACUGCAGAGUGGAUUGUAAGUUGUCAGACUUAUGAAGGUGGAUUUGCUGGAUGUCCUGGCAUGGAAGCACAUGGUGGAUAUGCAUUUUGUGGUGUUUCAGCAUUAGCUCUUUUAAAUAGAACACAGUUGUGUGAUGUAGACGCUCUGCUUAGGUGGUGUGUUAAUAGGCAAAUGCGUGUUGAAGGAGGCUUUCAAGGUAGAACUAAUAAAUUAGUUGAUGGCUGCUACUCCUUUUGGCAAGGAGCUAUUUUUCCAAUUAUAAGUGCAAUUUUUUCUCAAGGAAAUAAAGAAUUUGUGGAAACAGUUCUUUUUAACCAAGGUGCCUUACAAGAGUAUAUUAUAAUUUGUUGCCAAUCACCAGACGGGGGGCUUAUUGAUAAGCCUGGCAAACCUAGAGAUAUCUAUCAUACAUGUUACACUCUAAGUGGUUUAUCUGUCGCACAGCAUGGUACCAGUGUGGGAGAUUCUUUUGUUGUGGGCUCUCCUUCUAAUGAACUCAACAGUGUACAUCCAUUGCACAAUAUUGCACCUCAUCUUGUUUAUAAUGCCAUGAGUUAUUUUAAAAAAAACUCAAUUUCUAAGAAAUAA